Molecule: messenger RNA, 2926 nt
Organism: Portunus trituberculatus (swimming crab)
Lineage: Eukaryota; Metazoa; Arthropoda; Malacostraca; Decapoda; Portunidae
Product: DNA ligase 1-like
Exons: 10
Coding region: 387-2336 (649 amino acids)
Biological process (GO): actin filament polymerization
Cellular component (GO): actin filament; cytoplasm
Molecular function (GO): microtubule binding; actin binding
Source: RefSeq, a predicted model, not a curated record
CCCAACAUUUCCAAACUCGCCUCAGUAACCUCUUGACUUUCACGGGGAGUGCACGUGUGUCGCUGGCUGGGGGAUCUUUACACGCCACACCUGCCUCCACCUUGACUUCAGAUUAAGUGGAUUUGAAAGGAAGGGAAAUUAAAGAAACACAGAGGGAGUUUUGCCACUUUUGUAUUAAAUAAGUGGAGUUUGAAGAGGAAAAUAUAGGAAAAUAGGAAAAGAAAGUUUAAAUUGUUGGAAAAAAAGGCGAUUUUAUUAAUAUUUAUUCAAUUUGUGGAUUUUAUUCGAGGUUUUAUAUAUUUUAUUAUAUUUAUCUAUUUAUUUAUUUGUGAGGAAAUUAGAAAAGAAAGUUUGGUGUUGUCAGAGAAGGAAAGGAAAAAGGAAGGAUGCUGGGCCGGGGGAGGAUGAGGAGAGGGGUGAGUCUGGAGGUCAUAGUGGAGGAGGACGACGGCACGGAGGUCACCCACGACCCCCUUCCCCCCCUGGAUGACGAGGAGGAAGAGGAGGAGGAGGAGGAGGAGGAGGAAGACAUGGAAGAGGAGGAGGAGGAGGAAGGAGGAGCUUCACGUAACGCUGCUGGAGGAAGAGGAAGAGGAGGAGGAGGAGAGGGAAGUGAAGGAGGAGGAGGAAGAGGAGGAGCUUCCGGAAUAGAGGAGAGGAGAAGGAAGCGUGAGAGAAGAAGAACGCUGGCACUCACAAGACUUCGCUCAGUGUCGUGCGAGACACUCACUCUGCUGGACACAAGCGACAUGGACUCUUGCUGUUCAGAAUGGGACGACGACGACGAUGUGUCCACGACUGGCAACUACGUGACACUGAACCGGCCUAUCAGCAGACGGCGCAUCCUGGAGAGCACCCAAUGCGACUCUGAGGACAGUGGAAUCGACCAAUCAAACGAGGACGAGACAUUCCCAGGCGACCAAUCAGCGAGCGAGGAGCGGAGAGACGACCAAGAUCAAGAACAAGAUCAUGAUAGUCACGACCACGACGAUAUUCACGAUCAGGAAACAGCGACCGAAUCUGAUGAAGAGGAGUCAGAAAGUCGGUUCGUGGAGGUGAAAGGAGAGAAAACAGAGGAGACUAAGGAGAUGAGUCUAGUGGAGAUGAGUCCCCGGGAGGUGUUGGAGAACGAUAAGGUUGUCAUAGUGGAGAAGACGCCUCCUGCUCCUCCUCCACUACCUCCCUCCUCCUCCUCCUCCUCCUCCUCCUCUCAGAAAUCGCACGUGUUGGAAGAAGGCAAAGGUGAAAUAGGCCUUGAGGGGGACGAGGAGACAGCGUUGCGGCAGAAGAGAGCAGCUUACACCAUUAGGAACAAGGAGGUCCAGCUGGAGGAACUGCCGGCACCUCACACCGUCAGCAGUGUCCGACAGCUCUUUGAGGCGAGUGGAGCGCCUUUGGGACACAUCAGAGCUUGGCGAGACCUUGGUCGGUUUAAGGACAUCAAAUCAAACCCAUCGAGCAAAAUCCUUCGCUUUGAUCGUGGCGAGAACAGCGAAGGACAGUCAAGAUUCCUUCGAUUGGGGUCCUCUUUCACCUUACCACGCCUUCCUAGCCAGCGCCCAAACCCUCCCACGCCUUCCUGCACCCUCCCACGCCACCUCAGAGCCUCAGCCACCACGCCACGCCCCCAGGAAACGCAGAAAUCGGGGAAAACAGCAAAGGAUGUAGCGGCAACGAGUGGGCAGGUUAUAUCACUAAGAAAGCCAACAGUGCGUGGGUUUAACGUGAAGAAAGCGCUGCAGGAGGACCCAAGGACAUUCCACACCCACACUAUGCCACACCCCUCCAGCAGCAAGGCCUCCCCCGCCCACCACGCCGCCCGCAGGAGCUACAGUGUUAAAGGAAGGAUGCUGCAGCCCAGUGACGUGCCUAUGGACAGAUCGGAUACGGAAUCACUCUCUUCCGAUAUGAGUGAGGAUAGCGGACUGAGUAAUGACUCCUCCUCUUCCUCCUCCUCCUCCAAGUCAUCUAAAUCCAUAAAAUCGCUGGAAUCCUACACAUCCGAUCCGAGUUUUAAGCUGAUCGACCCCAGCAUAAUGGCAAAGAUAAGGUCUGUUGGCACCACUGUCAUUUUCUUCGGGCCAAGGCAAAGAGCUUCCCAGUCCAAGAAUUCCUCCAGCCUUCUCAACCGGCCGCUGCCCAAACACCUGCUGAAGAUGACUCCGCCAGCUGCCCCAAGGAUCGUGGGCGUGCUGAGGAAGAAGUCUCCGGCGCCCACACACUCCGGGGGCGUGGCGGCGGCGCGGGGAGGAGCGGCGCCCCCCGGAAAGUGGAACAAGGGACAAGAUUCUAUGGUGUAUAAUUUCACUCAACAUAAACAGUCCUCUUGGAUCUAAGCUCUUCCUCUUUCCUCCUCUUCUUCUUCUUUCUUCUUCUUCUUCUUCUACAUUUUUUUCUUCUUCUUUUUCAUUUCCUCUUCUUCCUCUUCCUAUUCGUCUUCCUCUUUUUCCUCUUCUUCCUCUUCUCCUCUUCCUCCUCUUCUUCCUCUUCCUCUUCCUCCUCUUCUCUUUUUCCUCUUCUUCCAUUUCUUAAUUCUCUUCUUCCUUUUCUCCUCUUCCUCCUCUUCUUCAUCUUCCUCCUCUUCUCCUCUUCCUCUUCUUUCUCCUCUUCCUCCUCUUACUCUUCAUUUUCUUCCUCCUCUUCCUCCUCCUCUUAGAAUUUCACUCAAAAUAAGCCUUCCUCUUAGAUCUAAACACUUGCUCCUCCUCCACUUCCUCUUCCUCUUACUCUUCCUCUUCCUCUUUCUCCUCCUCCUAAACCCAUUACUCAGAGUCCCUUAAAUCUCCCUUUAAUCUCUCUCUCUCUCUCUCUCUCUCUCUCUCUCUCUCUCUCUCUCUCUCUCUCUCUCUCUCUCUCCUCAUUGGUUUUCAUAAUUUCCUCUUCCUUUCUCUCUUUUCUUGUUAACUGAUCUCUCUCUCUCUCUCUC